UUUCUACACUGGGCCAGCUGUGGUCCAGGGUCACGUUCCUCUGGAAAUGAACAGUCUGGUUUUGGUUCUCAACGGCCGAGAGCAGCAGAAGGUCACGUACUCCACUCGGUGGCUGGAGCAUGUCCAGGCUCUGGUUCACUCCAACACUGUGUCUCAUGUAGCCGUGGUCCUGCUGGGCAACGAGCAGUGCAACAAUGACUGGAUCGCCCCACACUUGAAGAGAAACGGUGGCUUUGUAGACCUGCUGUUCCUCGUGUAUGACAGUCCGUGGGUCAACGAUAAGGAUGUUUUCCAGUGGCCUCUCGGCGUUGCCACAUACAGAGAGUUUCCUAUGAUCAGGCCUAAUGCCCAGCUGAUAACUUCCAACCGACCAUACCUCUGCAACUUCUUAGGAACUGUUUACAAAAAUUCCUCCAGGGAAGCACUGAUGCAAGUGCUGAAACAGUCUGGCUUAGAUAAGGAAUGUCUCACUGCUGCCAGGGACAAAUGGCUUCCUCAGGAAACAUCCGAGAGUCUGAAGCGCUACCAGACAGCUCUAGCUCAGAGCGAGCUCACCCUCUGUCCAGUGGGGRUCAACACGGAGUGCUACCGCGUCUACGAGGCGUGCUCCUACGGUUCGGUGCCCGUGGUAGAAGACGUACUGACACCUGGGAGCUGCGCAGCGGGGCCCAGCUCUCCGCUGCGUCUCCUCAAAGCUGCCGGGGCGCCUUUCAUCUACAUCAGCGACUGGAAGGAGCUGCCGGCCAUCUUGGAGAGGGAGAGGGGAAUGAGCCAGGAGCAGAGGGUGGACAGGAGGAGGAGGCUGCUGGAGUGGUACUCCGGCUUCCGUCAGCAGAUGAAAGAGAGGUUCACAGAGGUCAUCGAGGAAAAUUUCUUCAAAAAUGUCUGACUGGUGUUUUUUUUUUUUUUUUACAUAAACGUUGACGUAAUUUAUUUUGUGGUUUGUGGAAAAAGUGAUGUACUACUGGCGUAGUGAACUUGGUGAUAUUCAGUGAUGUAUUCUCAGAGGCAGGUAUCAUGAAAUAAUUUAUGUUGUAGUGAAAUGAUAAAGUUGCUAUAUUUUUAGUUUGUAACAUUUAUGUUUAUUUGACUGAAAUGUUUACAGCUGUGGAAUGUACUGGCAUUAAAAACUACAAAUUGUAAGCUGCCUUUACAUUUUAUAGCCCAUGAUUUACUUCAAAAGUGUUUUUUUAUCUUUGUUUGUAUGCACUGAAAACUGUGAUUUUUUUUUUUAAGAGAACACUAAACGUGUGUAGAAAAAAAUAAUUUGUGCUUUUGGGCCUUCUUUUAAAAGUGGUACAUUUAGUAGAUCAGUUUUUUUUUUUAAAUUGUGAACAUCUUAAAGAUGAAUAAUGUUAGUGUGACUUGUAUUUUUCUUGCUGAAACCUCAUGAAAGAACUAAAUUUUGUUGUAUUUCAGUGCUGUGCUGCAUGCACUUUUUUAAACGGUGCAAUUAAAGUGGAGCGUUAUCUAA
Austrofundulus limnaeus is the source of this 1474-nucleotide messenger RNA. RefSeq names its product ribitol xylosyltransferase 1. The record is from RefSeq and is a predicted model, not a curated record. NCBI's taxonomy places the organism in Eukaryota, Metazoa, Chordata, Actinopteri, Cyprinodontiformes, Rivulidae. Gene Ontology annotation, cellular component: Golgi apparatus. Gene Ontology annotation, biological process: protein O-linked glycosylation via mannose. Gene Ontology annotation, molecular function: ribitol beta-1,4-xylosyltransferase activity.